AUGAUGUCUGCCAAGAGACAAAAGGGUAAUGAUGGAAUGUCCCAGAGAACUCCGAAUAAUCUUCGUGCUUCUCGUCCUACUCGGGAUGAUACAUCUGAUGAUGAAGACAGCUAUGAUCCUGAUGAAGAGUCUGAUGAGGAAGAGAACCUGUCUUCAUCUUCACCAAGAAAAGUUACUUUCGACACGAGUGCAAAUGUUAGUGUUGCCACUCCAGCUGCACCAAUGCGGCAAUAUAUCCCUGAUUUUGACAGUCUGCCUAAGUCAGGAGUUUGGGUCUCUCCUGCCCCACGCAGACAUGUCAACUUUGAACAAGUUGUAGUGCGCACCACCAAAUGCGAUAUCUGCAACAAAAAGAUUGGGUCUAAAACCGAAUACAAAGUCAUGCAGAGAUGCAAGGACUGUAACAAACAGUUUUGUCGGGCGUGCAUGCCUCGGCUUUCUGUAGACACUCGUCAUUUUCCAGUUCUCGAUCAACUGGUAUGGGAUGCUCUGACAAAGCCUAAUGAGAGAACUCGGCCCUUGAAUAAUUUCAAAUCGAAUAUGUACCACCAACCUAGGUCCGAAGUGAAGCUUUCCAGACCCAUGACUCCCGCGGAAAGACUUGCAUCUUCAAGGGAUAUACUUCCUGGAACCUUCAAGAUGACGGCUAUUUUCGCUCCGCCACCUUCACGACCUUCUCGCGCUCGACAAGGCAAGGCGGCUUCUACCAAGAAGUCAAAGCAGAAGCGCAAGCUCCCUCCUGGGUACGAAUCCGAUGAAGUCGAUGCCCAUUUUGAGCUGGACUGGGAGUAUAUUCAAAGUUUGCCCUUGGCGGAUCAACGAAAAGCCAAAAAGGAGGCGUACCAACGAAAUUUGCUUAGGAAAGCUACUCUUGAGGUUGCGGAGGAUGAUGGUGAUGAGUUUGACCUAGUAUCACAUCCUACUCGAACCCCUUUGCCCACUGCUGGUUCCCGCCAGGUCAAAGCUCGCUCAGUUGCUACUGGACGUCAAUGCCGAAGCAGUACAAAAUCAACCAGCAAGUCUACCUCAGGACCACAUACCCGCGUUGCUACUACCGGUGAUUCCGAAAACACCACCAGUGAGCCUUUGAGAAAUAUCCUGGAUGGACUUUCUAGAAACCGCAGAGUUUCACAGGGUUCUGCACAAGCUCAACUUCUUCCGGAAGCUGAGGAAUCCUUUACUGACCAUAGCAAAGGCACCACUUCAAUUGAGGAUGGCAGCGAUUAUUACCAAGAAGAGCUUCGAGUUCAGAGCAAUGCUGAUGAAGAAGGCUACGAGCUCGAUCAUUACUCGAAUUACGAAUAA
Messenger RNA from Sclerotinia borealis F-4128, 1305 nucleotides. The record is from the annotation of a GenBank genome assembly. Lineage: Eukaryota; Fungi; Ascomycota; Leotiomycetes; Helotiales; Sclerotiniaceae.